This is a messenger RNA of Anopheles marshallii, 3267 nucleotides long. RefSeq names its product 1-phosphatidylinositol 4,5-bisphosphate phosphodiesterase (gene norpA). Gene Ontology annotation, biological process: lipid metabolic process; phosphatidylinositol-mediated signaling. The record is from RefSeq and is a predicted model, not a curated record. The transcript has 10 exons. Gene Ontology annotation, molecular function: phosphatidylinositol-4,5-bisphosphate phospholipase C activity; calcium ion binding. Lineage: Eukaryota; Metazoa; Arthropoda; Insecta; Diptera; Culicidae. Bases 1 to 3267 code for a protein of 1088 amino acids.
AUGACGAAGAAGUUCGAGUUCAACUGGCAGAUCCCGGUGCCGGAACCGCUCCUUACCGGAUGCGUGUUUGAUCGCUGGACGGAGGAGAAGGACAACAACGAGCUGGAACCGAACUGCAUGUUCAAGGUGGACGAAUACGGGUUCUUCAUCUACUGGAAAAGCGAAGGCCGGGAAGGUGACGUUAUUGAGUUAUGUCAAGUCAGCGAUAUCCGAGCGGGCGGAAUGCCGAAGGACAUGAAGCUGUACAAUCAAUUGUGCAACAAGCACGGCGAGAACGUGGAGGAAAAAUCUCUGACCAUCUGUUCGGGCACGGACUACAUCAACAUCAACUAUCAGCAUGUCGUCUGUCCGGACGCAGCGACGGCCAAGCUCUGGCAACAAGGUCUUCGCGAUAUCACACACAACAUUAAAAUGAACAACGUUUGCCCUAGGACUAACCUGAUGAAGCAUUGGAUGAGGUUGGGAUUUCUAGUCGAUCCGCGUGGAAAAGUUCCAGUGAAGGUGGUCGCUCGAACGUUUGCCUCCGGCAAAACGGAAAAAUUGGUCUAUCAAAUACUGUCCGAUCUGGGGCUACCGAGCGGCAAGAACGAUGCGAUCGAGAAAGAUGACUUUACGUUCGAGAAGUUCUACGAGCUGUACCACAAGAUCUGCCCCCGUAAUGACAUCGAAGAGCUGUUCCGGUCCAUCACACAGGGCAAAGCGAACUCCAUCAAUAUGGAUCAAUUUAUCAACUUUCUAAACGAAAAGCAGCGCGAUCCGCGAUUGAAUGAGAUCCUCUACCCGCUGUACGACGAGAAGCGAGCACUCGAAAUCAUCACCACGUAUGAGCAGAACGAUGAGGCGCGGGAAGCAAAAACCCUCACCAAGGACGGGCUGAUUCGGUACCUUAUGUCGGACGAGAACGCGCCUGUCUUUCUGGAUCGUCUCGACAUCUACAUGGACAUGGACCAACCGCUGUCGCAUUACUACAUCAACUCGUCCCACAACACGUACCUGUCCGGCCGUCAGUUCGGAGGCAAAAGCUCGGUCGAAAUGUACCGGCAGACGCUGCUGGCUGGGUGUCGGUGCGUCGAGCUGGACUGCUGGGAUGGAAAGGGGGAGGACGAGGAACCGAUCAUUACGCACGGUAUGGCGAUGUGUACCGACAUUCUGUUUAAGGAUGUGAUCUAUGCGCUGCGUGACACGGCCUUCGUCACUUCCGACUAUCCGGUGAUACUGUCGUUUGAAAAUCAUUGCUGCAAAUCGCAGCAGUACAAGCUGGCCAAGUACUGUGACGAGAUUCUGGGCGAUCUGCUGCUGAAGGAACCAAUUCCAGACUUUCCGCUCGAUCCGGGCGCAGCACUACCCCCACCGUCCUUGCUGAAGCGAAAGAUCCUCAUCAAGAACAAGCGGCUAAAGCCGGAGGUGGAGAAGAAGGAGCUGGAGCUGUUCCUGCAAGGCGAGUUCGUGAUCGAGGACGAAGACAAGGAGGAUGCGAGCGCGGUAGUCGAUGUGUCAAAAAUUACCGAACUAGCGGCCCCGGCCGCAGCCGCAGUUGCACCGGUGGCAGCAGCUGCAGCAUCGCAAGACGGUGGCGAGGAAGCGCCAAUCCAAUACACCGGCUCUACGACGAACGUACAUCCGUGGCUAUCGUCGAUGGUGAACUACGCGCAGCCGGUCAAAUUCCAAACGUUCGAUUACGCGGAAAAGAAGAACGUCCACCACAACAUGUCGUCGUUCGCGGAGACGACCGGUAUGAAUCUGCUGAAGUCGCAGGCGAUUGAGUUCGUCAACUACAACAAGCGGCAGAUGUCGCGCAUCUAUCCGAAGGGUACUCGGGCCGAUUCGUCCAACUAUAUGCCGCAGGUGUUCUGGAAUGCCGGCUGCCAGAUGGUGUCACUCAACUUCCAAACGUCCGAUCUGCCGAUGCAGCUGAAUCAGGGCAAGUUUGAGUAUAAUGGCAACUGCGGUUACCUGCUGAAGCCGGACUUUAUGCGACGUGCGGACCGUAGUUUCGACCCGUUCGCAGACGCACCGGUCGACGGUGUGAUUGCGGCAUCCUGCGCGGUACAGGUUAUUGCCGGUCAGUUCCUUUCGGACAAGAAGGUGGGCACGUACGUAGAGGUGGACAUGUACGGUUUGCCGUCCGACACGGUGCGCAAAGAGUUCCGCACGCGCAUGGUCCCGGCCAACGGGUUGAACCCGGUGUACAAUGAGGAACCGUUCCUGUUCCGUAAGGUAGUACUGCCCGAUCUGGCCGUGUUGCGUUUCGGUGUGUACGAUGAGAAUGGUAAACUGCUCGGACAACGGAUCCUGCCGCUGGACGGUUUGCAGGGUGGCUACCGGCAUAUCUCGCUCCGCACGGAAGCCAACUUCCCGAUGUCACUACCGAUGCUGUUCUGUAACAUUGAGCUUAAAAUCUACGUGCCAGAUGGGUUCGAAGAUUUUAUGGAUGCGCUGUCGGAUCCGCGUGCCUUCAUGGGUGCCGCCAAGGAGCGGUCGGACAACAUGAAGGCAAUGGGUAUCGAGGAGACGGGCAAGAAGGACAAGGAAGAGCAGGCCCGGAAGGAGGAACAGCGCGUCACGGAACCACCGCUCGUGUUCGAUCCGAUCACGGUGGACUCGCUGCGGCAGGAGAAGGGCUUCCAGAAGACGGCCAAAAAGCAGCAGAAGGAGCUGGACGCGGUGAAGAAGAAGCACGCCAAGGAGCGGGCCGGCGUACAGAAGCAACAGAAUGCGGCGAUCGAGAGGUUGAUCAAGGGCAAAAGCAAGGACGAGAUUAAAGCCGACCCGGCGGUACGCAAACUGAUACAGGAGCAGAACACGCAGUGGACGGAAAUGGCCGAGCGGCAUAAGAAAGAGGAGUGGGAGUUGCUGAAGCAGCAACUCGCUGACCAGCAGGACAUUCUGCGCAAGCUGAUGGAAACAACGCAGGCCGCCCAGAUGAAGCAGCUCGAGGCGAAACACGAGCGGGAGAUUAAGGAGCUGAACAGUCGCCAGGCGAAAAUCUCGGUCGAAACAUCGAAGGAGGUCGCCAACGACAAAACGCUCAAGACCAAAGGCGAGAAGGAUCGGCGGCUGCGCGAAAAGAAACAGAACAACAUUAAGCGGUUCAUGGACGAGAAAAAGACUGCCACCAUCAAGCAGAAUCGGGAGAAGGAAAAGCUGAAAGUAACCCACGACAAGCAGCUGGAGGAGUUGGCGAACGAUGUGCAAAAGCUCAUCGAAAUGUACAAAGUGGACGAGGAGGAAUAUAAGCUGGCAUCGAAAUACGAAUUUUUCGCCUAA